AUGUGGCGUGCGCUGGCGGCGCUGGCGCUGCUGGGGCUAGCGCGUGGCGCCGCGGGCGGCUGCGGCGUGGCGCAGUUCGCCUGCCGCAGCGGCGCCUGCGAGCGUCUGGAUGCCUACUGCGAUGGAGUGGCGCAGUGCGCGGACGGCAGCGACGAGCCACCAAACUGCACGCCCUGCAACAGGACAUACUACGGGCGCGUGGGAGUCGCGUACUCGGUCGGCGUACGCGACGCCACGCGCGUACCUUUCCUAUGUCACAUGACGUUCACCGCCGGAGGCACGGCGCACGGGGAUCUCGUGCAGCUCGCCUUCGAUGAGUUUCGUGUCGGUCGUUACGAGCCGGGCGCGCUGGACGGCUGUCCGGACGGGUACAUGCAACUGUCGGAGCUGGGCCGCCCCUUCACCGGAGGCUCAUGGUGUGGCAAGGCGGACGGUGCAGCGCUUUACUACAGCGAGACGGCGACGGUCACGGUGUCUGUGAAGCUGUUCCGAGUGCGUCUCGGUGAGCCGUUUGGCUUUCGCUUGCGUUAUAAAUUCCUCGCUCAGCGAGACGCGGUCGUGAGGUUCGGUGCUAUCGAGGCGCCCCUGGAGCGCGGGUCCAUCUCGCCUGGCACGUACUGCACCCGCACUUACGAAGAGUGUCAUCGCAAGCCGUGUCGACUGCAGAGCCCGAACUACCCUGGCAUGUAUCCUAGGAACGUGACUUGCUAUUGGAGCCUGCGUCAGAAGGACAUCCCCACGUGUAAGCACGCAAUGAUUUCGGUGCGUCAGGAGUACUCGCACAAGAUGCAGAUAAAACGUUCUAUAUCUAUGGCAAGCUUGAACAAGACGGGGCGCGUGGUGCGCGCGUGGCGCGAGUGCACGGGCGAGCGCGACCGGCUCAUCUUCUACGACGGAGCGUCGACCGACGACCCGGUGCUGGUGGAGUACUGCGGCGGCGACUGGAUGCCGCGCGUGACGUCGCGGGGCCCGGAGAUGCUCGUCGCCUUCCACUCGUCGCCCUUCAGCGCACCGCUGCGCCCCCCCGCCCCGCCGGCCCCUCUGCGCGGUUUUGAACUAGACGUGGACGUCGUCUUCGCAGAUUCAGACUCUCUCGACUACGCCAGGGAGGCACGACGGUGCGAGUUCCACGUCAAGGCGUCCUCAUCGGAGGAAGAGGCGAAUGUGACUUCGACGGGAAGCGGGCGAGGGAGGCGUGGUCGCCUCCGAGCACCCGCGCACACCCUGCCGCCGAACACCACCUGCACCUGGACCUUCCACGGACGACCAGGUGACCUCGUCUGGAUAUACUUUUCGAGUUUCACUCAGUACUCCCUCGUCGAACCGCGGCGAGCCGAGAGCGCCGAACGAGAAGACGAGAACGGUGUCACGCAGCGCUCGGCUCUCGCAACGAGCGAGACGAACACGCAUCUCGCUAGCGGCGCUUGCGCAGUGGAGCUACGCAUCUGGGACGGGGGUGGGGCGGAGGAAACGGGCGCGCGUCAACUCGGCCGCUUCUGCGACGCGGCGCCGGCGCUGUGCGCACGAGCCGCACUCGCCAACGCCACGCGGUCGCCUCGGCCCUGCGCGCCGCCCGACGGCUACGUAUCGGCCGCACCGCUGCUGUCGCUGGCCGCCACGUCACUGCCCGGCACCGCCACGCAUCCUCUCGAGUUCGCGCUUCAUUAUGAGUUCGUGGACGCGCGGUUGGAGGGAACCGCGCUACCUGAGGACUCGAGACGCACGCCGACCGUGCCCGCUGAGUGCGCGCGCCUCCUGACGUCUCCCGGUGCGUUCGCAUCGCCCCGCAACGCUUUGUGGUUCGGUCGCGGGGGAGCACGACGGCUGCGUUGCGUGUACCGAUUCGAGGUGGAAGGGGCGCGAGUCGUCCUCGAUCUGCAGUCUGCUACGUUCGGCAAGGAGCCGCGGUGCUCUACCCGUACGGACUCGCUCACGGGGCGGUCGGUGUGCAUCCCCGAGCCGGUGGAGUCGCACGCCGAGGAGCCCGAGUUCGGCGACGAGUCGUCGGCUGACUUCGACGGGGACGAGGACUUGCCGUUGCGGGUGCCGCAUCUACGUAUUUAUGAAUCUCCCUGGCUCGGAUACAGGGUGCAGGUGGCGUGCAUCUGUGAUAACAGCACGGCUCCUCUUCGUUUGGAGUCCGGUGGUCCCGCGCUGGAACUGGAACUGGUAUCGCGCACAAUGCUCGCCGGCGAGGACCAUCGACACGUACAGUUCCAUGGGGUGUGGUCGCGCGGUCCCGCACCCUCGCCCUCCUGCGCGACCAGGCGUAGGUCGCCACCGCCGGGAGCUAGGAUACACCUCACAUACCCUUACAGCGACGACAGGAUGUCGGAGUGUGGAGAAACACCGUUUCUGCUGGAGGCGCGUGGCAACCGGUCGGUGUUCCUGCGCGUGUGGGGCGAGGAGAUGCCGCUACCGAGCGCGGGCGCCGUCGGCGAAGCUCCGCCCUGCGCCACCGCCAACCGCGUGCUCGUGUACGACGCGCACUCCUCGAGUCUCUUGCGCGUCGUGUGCCCCGACGUCGGCGCGCGCUCCGUUCACAUCUUCACCGACGAGUGGUGGGGCCGCGGCGCCAGGCCGGGCGCUCUGCUCGUCUCGUGGGUGGCGCGCGAGCCGGGCGAGGCCCGCCUGGCCUGGAUGGAGCUGUGGCGCGCGGGGCCCGCGCCUCGGCCCCUGGCACCGGGGGAGGCGUGGCCCAACGCGACGGCGGCGUGCGCGCACCCGUGCGCGUCGCUGGGCGCGUGCAUGGCUGCGGCGCUGUGGUGCGACGGCGCGGUGGACUGCCCGGGCGGCGCGGACGAGGCGGGUGCGUGCGGCGCGGGCGCUCGCUUGCUCGCGGCGCUGGUGGCGCCGGGCGGGGCGAGCGCGGUGGCGGCGGCGGGGCUGGCGGCGCUGGCGCUGCUCGUGGUGCUGGCGCUGCGGCGGCGGCGGCGCGCCGCUCCCGACAAGCAGCUGCUGGGUGCGCUGGCGGCCGGGCGGCGCCUCACGGAGGAGUUGCUGUACGACGCGUCGCGCGCCUCCUCGGCGGCGUCGUCCUGA
Molecule: messenger RNA, 3042 nt
Organism: Arctia plantaginis
Lineage: Eukaryota; Metazoa; Arthropoda; Insecta; Lepidoptera; Erebidae
Source: the annotation of a GenBank genome assembly